Fusarium subglutinans is the source of this 3786-nucleotide messenger RNA. Its product is annotated as Clock-controlled 8. The transcript has 6 exons. The record is from RefSeq and is a predicted model, not a curated record. Gene Ontology annotation, biological process: regulation of transcription by RNA polymerase II; endoplasmic reticulum unfolded protein response; phospholipid biosynthetic process. Bases 1 to 3786 code for a protein of 1261 amino acids. Gene Ontology annotation, molecular function: transcription corepressor activity. Gene Ontology annotation, cellular component: nucleus; endoplasmic reticulum. NCBI's taxonomy places the organism in Eukaryota, Fungi, Ascomycota, Sordariomycetes, Hypocreales, Nectriaceae.
AUGGAGCGCAAUCACAUGCUUCCUGGGGAGUCCGAGUCUCGUCAUGUCCUCGGACCACCACCUGCUCGACCUCAAUCGUUGAUGGCGUUUUCUCCUCCAGCUUAUUCCAAUGUCGCUUCACCGAAUGCGAUAAAGUUUCCUGAUGUUCCUACCGAAAUACCGACUUCUUUGCCUCCUCUGGCUAGAUUCGAAGCCGAUAGCGAUACCAAGUUACCACCUCUGAGUUCACUUACGGGCGAAAUGGCCAUGGAACCGACCAAGACUUGGCUUCCUUUGCAUCCUAUGCCUUAUCCGCCAGUUCUUGCGCAUAGUAUUGAUAGUCCGACACGAAUGGAUCUCGAUGGGAGUAGCAACAGUGUCGUCAGCGCUGCUUCUCCUGAUGGUCUUCUUGACGCGAGGGCUGGUAGCGUCAGCCUUGAUGAUCCAGAUGUGCGGCUGGCGGCUGAAGCGCUUGGUGACUUGAGAGCAGUUAGUCCACCGACUUCUGGGCUUCAAUCGAAUCAACCACAAUCGCCACAGCCUGAACCGCUUCUGUCUCUACUUACGACGACUCAUCCACUGUUGGCGAGUACAAUUGAGGGCGCUACCUCGGCGUAUGGUGGCGCCAAGAACUUUUCACCGCGUUUUCGAUCUGGCGCCGAAUAUGUUGAAGGAUACCUGACACCUAUUGCGAAUACUGUUGGUUCAGUUGGUCGAGUUACUGGCGUUGAAGGAGGUGUCAGAUGGUUUUUAGGUGCUGGAAGACGACAAAACAGCUCAACGUCGGAUUUGGAAACCGGCAACAGCAAGAAGCGACGCAAAACGGAUGAGGAUGAAGCAGUCAGCAACAAGCGAUUCGAGUCUGAAGGAAUGCAGCAAAUGAGCGACGAACAAAUGGACACAGCGCCUUCACCGUCUUCAAAGACCAUGUCUCGUCGCAUGUCAACUACUAGCACCGUCGACACGCUCCCUGCUUACGAUGAGUUGAGAUCACCCGCAUAUACCGAGACUGAUGCCAAUUCACCGCGACCAUCACGACCAAACAGCGCCUGGCAGUCACGUCUGAUUACGUCUACUUCUGGCCUCAGUGUCGCCAUGAGCCAGGAGAGUCUGCGCAGUCUCAAAUACUGUCUACAGUGGCUUCGCUGGGCCAAUGAUCACAUUGCCCGUGUGAUUUCGGCCUUGAAAACUACCCUUGAUGAGUACGAAAAGGUACCUGACGGACAUGGCCAACAGGCUGAUCCUGAGUCUCGCUCUCAACUUGCUGCUCGCAUCUCAAACCUCAAGGGCGAUGUCCUCAGAACCCUGCGAGAAGCCAUCAAUACUGUGUCCAAGUACGCAGGGGGCGCAUUGCCCGAAAACGCACGAAUCCUUGUGCGACGUCAUCUCACCAGUCUACCCCAACGAUUCCGUGUCGCCACCAUGACGGACAGGAAUGCCGGGCAACAAGACAGCGAGACUGCUCUAACUGAAGGUGCACACAAAGUUUUGGUCUUGGCCAAAGAAGGUCUGGACAUGGUUGUUCAAGUAAGUGGUGUCGUAGAUGGAACAAUUGUCAGCGCUGAGCAAUGGCUCGACCGUAUGGGCAAACGAAGAGCCCAGGAAGAUGAGAAGCCAAUGCUUCCUCAGACUGAGAGCAGACAAGAAACUCUUGACCUUCACUUUGAUACACUGGACCUUGUGUGUCCGAUCAACAGCGACGACAUCAAGAAUCGAUGGCUCAACUCGUAUGUUCCUCUCCCUGGACAAUCGCCCAAGAACUACAGCCAAAGCGUCAUCAAUUUUGUCUAUCGAAUGCUCAAAUCGUAUGCCUCGACAGUAAUUCGAGGUCGUCUGCCACCAUUCAUCCAUCCUAUGCAGCAAUCAUUGGUGCCACUCUCGACCUGCUUUACUCUGGUGCGAAUAUGCGACCCUCUACCCGGCAACGUGAGUAUCGCCGCGGAUAUCCUCCAGCGAGAAAUGACUAGGCUUUACGAAGAGCGAGAGACGUAUCAAGGCAUCCAUCUUCUUGGGGUGUUUCAAGCGUACCUCAUUUAUUCCAUGGUUCUCUUCUUUCACUUGGGGCCUUCGAUGCCGUUCCUUCGUCAGGCAAUGAUCAACUUGCAGGAAAUUGCAUGCGCGACCUCUCGUCAAGGGCUUGUAUGUGCGGCAGAACAACGAGGCGUCCUACCGAAAUGGGAACCAUGGAUUAUGGCCGAGGCCAAGAGACGAACACUGUACACCAUGUACUUUCUAGACAAUGUGUUGUCGGCUCAUGAUGGUAUCACCACAUAUCUGGGAACUGAGUUGAGGGGACUCUACUCGCCAUCGAGCAAGUAUCUGUGGCAAGCUGAUCGGAAUGGGUGGGAACAAAACUACUACUCUCAUCUGGCCGAAUGGGGAAGUGACCUUUUUCGACUGGAUGAAUUGUGGCCAUUUCCAGAUGGAAUGAGUGAGGACGACAUAAAGCGCCAACGACGGAGGGUAGAUCGAUGGUUGGAAGAUGUUGAUGAAUUUGGGACAAUGUUGAUUCAUCGCCUCCCGUCAUGCUGCAUCUUCAUUUACAAUGAAUUCGACCUCUUCCACGACAUGUGGAAUGCAACAGGUCCCGAUUCGAAUCGAAAUGCCCCUCCUGGGGUUGUUCCCGAUUACAACAACCCUGAAGACGUUUACUGGACGCUGAAUAUUGUCUUGACGACGAUAUGUGUAUUCUUUAUUACAGUCUUUUUUAUAGUACGAAUUUAUGUCAAGGGAACCAUUAGCCGGAAUUUUGGAUCUGAAGAUUCCCAAGUGCAUCCGAUCGAUCUAACAAGUCAGUGGUUCUAUGCCAGUACGGUUGUCUAUAUCCCGGCUGCCUUUUUCACCAAAGCGACCAUUUUGCUACUGAUGGCACGAGUUUUUGCUGUUGAACCACGAGUCGCAAAGGGAAUUAAGAUCUUGAUAUGGGCUUUACUGGUGGCAUACAUUCCGAUUCAAAUCCUUCGAAUUGUCAAUUGUUAUCCCAUUCGGACAUAUUGGGACCCCGAUGUCAGAAACGCACGAUGUCUCAACCAGCGAAAGAUCUUCUUUUCAGAUCUGUCACUGUCGAUUGUUACGGAUUUGGUCAUUCUGUUGAUCCCGAUACCGUUGACUUGGAAACUCCGAAUGUCGAUAGGCAAAAGAAUCAAGAUUGUGUUGCUUUUGGGGGCUGGCGGAAUCGCUACAGCCUUGACACUCUUCCGUGUUGCCAAGGCGGUAGACUUUUUGAACUCGGAUGAUAUCACGGUCGAUUAUACGCCGAUUGGCAUUCUAACGGCUCUCGAGAUUACCAUCGGCUUUGUAUGCGCCUGUCUUCCGUCCCUGAACCUCCUGAUCGAGCAUCAUGUCCGUAAACGUAGACGAGCACGAAACCCGAACUGGCCGCGCGAUCGAACACGGACAUCCCUGUUCAAGAAGCGUUUCCGGUGGAUCAGUUCGUCUACAGAACACAUGCCCUCUCGACCGAAUGGGCCUUCGGAUGGCAUGAUUGACUUGGACGUGGAAAUGGCCAUGUUGACAGGUCAGCCUGUACGAUUACGAACGGGACGAACAGCCAGUGCAGGAUCUCACGAUACCCGACCACUUGACCAUCGACUUAAUUCUGGCGACGGACGAAGAGAGGGAUGGCUGACUCAAGAUCGGGACGAGCAAGACAAGGCACAGGACAGCAAAUUCAUCAUGCGAAUGGUGGAGGAAUCAAGAGCACGAGCAGACGAAGGAGCCAAAGAAUCAUGGUGUCCCGUCUGGGAUGGACCGAGGGAUCCCAUGGCAAGUCAAGGAAGUUGGAAGUUUAGCGUGCCGUCGCAUUAG